AUGUCGCUGCACGAGGAUUCUGAUCAGGACGGAGAUGAUAUUCCUUGGGGUCCAGAAGUAACUGAAGAUCUGCGUAUCCACUUGACGUCGAUCAAAGACACCAAUAAAAACCUUCGCAAAAAGGUUGUGGAUUUGUCUACACAUAUUGCAGGUAUCGAGGACAGGCUUAAUGUGCGUUUGACGACUAGUGAUCGCGAGCGUGAUGACAGUUUGCGAGUGGUGACAGAGAGUCUUAAUCGGUUGACUGCAGUUGUUCAGCGUCUAGAGGCAAGGGAUGCGACACCUCGGCAAUCCCAGUCACCGCAACGCAGGCAAGGUCAGUCGGGUGAAGAUUUUUCUGAUGUUUCUGAUGCUCGUGGAGGCCAUCGACGCCAACCACGUCGAGGUGUUGAGGUUCGCCAUGCUGCUGGCCAACGGCGCAACCAAGGUGGUGACGCUGCUCAGGAGGAUGGUGGUCUUGGUCGCAUAAAGGUGACCAUACCGGAGUUCUCGGGACGUUCUGAUCCGGAGAAGUACUUGGAGUGGGAGAUGCGGGUGAAUCAAAUUUUUUAUGGCCAUAACUACUCUGAAGAAAAGAAGGUCCGUGUUGCAUCCAUGGAGUUUACUGAAUAUGCUCUUGUAUGGUGGGAUAAUAAAAACCGUACAGGGGAGAGACCGGCAACAUGGGUUGAUCUGAAGCGUGUCAUGAGGGAGGUAUUUGUUCCUGCAUAUUACACUCGACAACUUCAUAGCAAGCUGCGUCGUCUUGUGCAAGGUACGAAAUCAGUUGAUGAGUACUACAAAGAGAUGCAAAUAUUGAUGAUCCGCACAGCUGUACGCGAGUCCCCGGAGGCGACCAUGGUUCGGUUCUUUGAGGGGCUGGAAGAAAAGAUCCGCGACCGUGUUGAUUUGAUGCAGUAUAAUGAUAUACAUGAGCUACUUCAUCAAGCGGGGCGCGCUGAACGUUGGGUUUUGGAGAAGCAAUCUGCGGAUAUUCGUCCAAGUUACAAUAGUGGGAGGCGUAGUUCUUCUCAUGUUGAUGAUGGUAAGUUUAAUGCUAAACCGGCUGUUUCUUCCAAGUCGAUGAGCAUUGAACAUAGCAAGGUAGCUGCUGCAUCAAAGGAGGUUUCUCAAUCUGCAUCAAGCACAUCUCAUCAUAGCAAUAUUAUAUGUCACAAGUGUGGAGGAAGAGGGCACAUAAUGCGUGAGUGUCCAAAUCGAAAGACGAUUUUGCUUGUUGACGAUGCAUAUAUUUCAGACUCUGAAGAUGAGAUGCCUCCACUUGAGGAUGAUACUACAAAUGAUGAUGGUACUGCCUUGGAUGCUUGGCCUGCACUUAAUGUGCCAAGUUUGAUGGCGCAUAAGGUCCAGCGUGAUGAUAUGGUCAUUGUUGAGCCCGGACAGCGGCGUAGUAUUUUUCAAACUGCAUGUACCAUCAAGGGAGAAAUUUGCAAGCUGAUUGUUGAUGGUGGCAGUGCAAGCAACAUGAUUAGCAAGGAUGUUGUGGAGUCUCUUUCUUUGCCUACAUGGGAGCAUCCGAAACCAUACUAUAUGCAAUGGAUCAAUAGUGUUGGCAAGUUGAAAGUCACCCAUAGAGUGAAAGUUCCUUUUGCCGUUGAUGAAUAUACUGAUAAAGUGGAGUGCAACGUUCUUCCUUUACAUCGACCCAAGUGCAGGCCCAGCUACAAGCCCAGCUACGCUAAGGAGGAGUACCAGGGCCCGCCAAGUUCCGGCCCGCCUACGUGA
Lolium perenne is the source of this 1725-nucleotide messenger RNA. Lineage: Eukaryota; Viridiplantae; Streptophyta; Magnoliopsida; Poales; Poaceae. The record is from RefSeq and is a predicted model, not a curated record.